UUAUGCACAUCAUUUCUGUAACCUGGAUUCACCACCAGACAUGCCCUUAUAUAAAAAGUAGCCUGGUAGACGAUUAACAUAUUUAAUGCAAGUCUCCUAAGUGUAACCACUGACCGAUUUCGCAUUGUUUGGGGGUACCGGGGAUAUCAGCCGAAUGAGCAGAUACAUAAUUCACCAUAAUUCAGUUUGCCAUGUUAAAUAAACCAAUUUAUUUUUUACAGAAAUAAAGUAAAACGCAAUUUAACAAAUAAAGCAAAACACAAAUCUCUUAAAAGAAAUAUGACGUGUCCGGUGUUAAUGUCAUGCGGCAAACGUGAUGGUUCCAACACGGCGAGACGCAUCUUCGACGUUUUUCGAGGCUUGUGGACGUCUGGUAUUGAGAACACCUGGUUUGAACCGAGAGGCAACACAAACUGACAUUGUUAGAAGAAACUGCGUCACAUCUAUCAGAUUUGGACUAGUGCGACCCUGUUCUGAAAAAAGCUACAUUCUGAUACACAUACUGUAACUAGCUAAAGCUAGCGCGCUAGCCUUCAAAUCAACAAAAUAGAAUCAGACGGAGCAUCAUUGGAGAUGUGCGCAUCCCUCACCCGUCCCCGUUGUUUCCAGUUGGAAAUGUUUUGUGUGUCUGUUUAACCUUAAUGAUCUGACAAAUGACAAACCGCAUCCUCCGAUGUCAUUAUCACAUGCAUCUCGCUAGGAACAUACAAAACGGCCGGCGAACGGAUAUUUGACUGCCAAAAGUGGAGGAUGGAUUUAUCAGGACGGUGAAAUCAGACAUUUGGAAUUGCUGGCUAGGGUGGUCCUGAACAACCAGCAUCGCUAAACGUGACGGGACGACCUCAGCGGGUCCUGUCCAGGAACAGAGCUUCUUCCCGGCAAGGGAGUUCCCACCGGUAGUCUCGUCCCCAGCCAUGGCUUUGGUAACGCUGCAGCGUUCUCCCACCCCUAGCGCUGCGUCCACUGCCAGCACGGCCACCACGAACGCGGGGGAGGACUUUGGAAGCGAUGACGAGCGUCGACUGAACCAGAGCCUGAGCGAGAGCUUCUUCAUGGUGAAGGGCGCCGCCCUCUUCCUGCAGCAGGGCAGCAGUCCUCAGUGCCAGAAGGCCCACCCCCACCACAAACAUGCAGGUGACCUACCUCAGCACCUGCAGGUGAUGAUAAACAUCCUCCGCUCGGAGGACCGCAUCAAACUGGCGGUGCGGUUGGAGAGCGUGUGGUCGGACCGCGUGCGCUACAUGGUGGUGGUCUACACCAGCGGCCGCCAGGACACAGAGGAGAACAUCCUGCUGGGCAUGGACUUCAUCAACAAGGACAGUAAAAGCUGCUCCAUAGGAAUGGUGCUGCCCCUGUGGAGCGACACCAAGAUCCAUCUGGAUGGAGACGGGGGAUUCAGCGUGACGACGGCGGGGCGGACGCACAUCUUCAAACCCGUGUCUGUCCAGGCCAUGUGGUCGGCGCUGCAGAUCCUGCACAAGGCCUGCGAGGUGUCGCGGCGGCACAACUACUUCCCCGGCGGCAUGGCGCUCACCUGGACGGGCUACUACGACAGCUGCAUCGCGUCCGAGCAGAGCUGCAUCAACGAGUGGAACGCCAUGCAGGACCUGGAGUCCACGCGGCCCGACUCGCCCGCCAUGUUCGUCGACAAGCCCACGGAACGGGAGCGGACCGAGUGCCUUAUCAAAGCCAAACUCCGGAGCAUCAUGAUGUUCCAAGAUUUGGAGAAUGUUACCUCCAAGGAGAUCCGCACCGAGCUGGAGCAGCACAUGAACUGCAACCUGAAGGAGUACAAGGAGUUCAUCGACAACGAGAUGCUUCUGAUCCUGGGCCAGAUGGACAAGGCCACGCUCAUCUUCGACCACCUCUACCUGGGAUCUGAGUGGAACGCCUCCAACCUGGAAGAGCUCCAGGACUCAGGCGUGGGGUACAUCCUCAACGUCACGCGGGAGAUCGACAACUUCUUCCCGGGGACCUUCGCCUACCACAACAUUCGGGUGUACGACGAGGAGGCCACGGACCUGCUGGCCCACUGGAACGAGACCUACAACUUCAUCAUGAAAGCCAAGAAGAACCGCUCCAAGUGUCUGGUGCACUGCAAGAUGGGCGUCAGCCGCUCGGCGUCCACGGUGAUCGCCUACGCCAUGAAGGAGUACGGCUGGACGCUGGAGAAGGCCUACGGGUUCGUCAAGCAGAAGAGGAGCAUCACGCGCCCCAACGCAGGCUUCAUGAGGCAGCUGGCCGAGUAUGAGGGCAUCCUGGACGCCAGUAAGCAGAGGCAUAACAAGCUGUGGCGGCCCGAUGCGGACUGCGAGCUGCCGGACGGCCAGCAGGCGUCGGCCCCGAGCUGUGGCCCCGACGGGCCGGGGGACGUGACCCCGGAGCCCGGGGCCCUGCCCUGCGACGAGGCCUGGGGGGGCCAGGGGUGCGGCGCCUCCCCCUGCCGGACCAUCGGGGUGGAGGUGGACCCGGCCGACCCGCCCAACUACAACUACUACUUCCGCCGGCUGUCGGACUCGGCGCUGGACAGCGACCCCUCCACGCCGGUGCGGGCCCCGCCCCUGCUGGACAUGGACCGCGUCUUCAUCGAGAUCGAGGACGUGGAGCGGGACGCGCUGCUGGACGACGAGGGCUUCGAGCGGGACUGCCCGCUGCCCCACUUCGGCGUGCCCAGCGAGGGCACCGCCGCCCAGACCUGCUGCCGCCCGGAGCCCCUGGAGGAGCUCCGCAUGCGGCUGGAGUUCAGCACCGUGGAGGAGGAGGACGAGGAAGAGGCGCAGAAGGAGGAGGCCGAGAUGGAGGCCCUGGCCCGCCCGGGGGGCCGGGUGGGGGGAGUAGGAGUGGGAGGAGUGGGAGGAGUAGGAGGAGUAGGAGGAGGUGGAGGAGGCGGGGGCGAGGAUGGGGGAGGAGAUGAAGGGAUGGCGGAGGAGGAGGAGGAGGAGGAGGAGGAGAGGGAGGAGAGCGGGCCGGACCCCUCUUGCUCUCCCUCUCUGGCCGCCCUCAAUCGCCUUGGCAACGAGAACUCCAACAACAACAACAGCCUCGGCGGGAAACGCAGCUUUGAGGAAACUGCUGGCAUCAAAAACCCUUACAAAUUUAAGCCUUCUUACCAGUCCUGCACUGACUGCAUACAGUCCCCGGCUGUCCAUCAGCGCUGCGAGCCAAUGGCUGUGGACCAUCAUCGCCUUAACCCCGCCCACCCGUUCAGCGCCCCCGGCGUUUCCGCGGAGGUCCCCGGGAUCCCGUUCGCCCCGAGCCUGGCCCCCGGCCCGCCCCCGCCGGGGCUCCUCCCCCGGCCCUGCGGCCCCCGCUGCAGCUCCGCCGGCUGCGGGGCCCCGCCCCUUACCGCCAACGCCCGCCCGGAGGCGUGCCGCCAACGCCAGGCCUCGCCCAUGAGCUGCGAGGAGCCGCCGCCGCCGCCGCUGCCGUCGCCGCGGGAACCGCCCUGCGGCCUGGAGGCCGACGGCAUGAACGAGGCUGAGGAAGAGGAGGAGGAGGAGGAGGAGGAGGAGGAAGGGAAGGAGGAAGGGAAGGCCCCUGGGGGCCCCGUCAGCGAGCUGGCGCUGCUGAAGCUCCACCUGGCGGCGGGAAAGCCGGGCCCCGCCCCGGGCGCCGGCCUCACCGCGCAGCAGGAGUCGCUCAUGCAGCUGCAGCGGGCGGGGCUGGUCCGCAAGCGCACCGAGAAGCUGGAGAAGCUCUCGGGCCUGUCCCAGGAGGCCCCGGGGCCCGCGGCGGCGGCGGCGGUGGUGGCGGGGGGCCCCGAGCAGAUGGACACAGGCCCCGAGGAGGAGGAGGAGGAGGGGGCGGGGGCAGAGGCGGAGGAGGACAUGGAGGUGGACUGCGGCGCCCUGGCCCCGCCCUUCCCCCCCGGCCCCGCCCACGGCCACGCGCACGCGCUCACGCAGGAGCUCCUGAAGAGCGCGUCGGGCGGGCUGACGCCGGCCUCGUCGCCGCACGGCUCGGCGCUGACCCGCAGCUCCAGCAGCGACAGCCUCCGCAGCGUGCGGGGGAAGCCCGGCCUGGUGCGGCAGCGCGCCCAGGAGAUCGAGGCCCGCAUGCGGCUGGCCGGCCUCACCCUGCCCUCCCGCCUCAAGCGCUCCAACUCGCUGGCCAAGCUGGGCAGCCUCACCUUCUCCUCCGAGGACCUCACCUCCGCCGCCGACGCCGGCCGCCUCCUCCUCCUCCUCCCCUCCUCCUCCUCUUCCUCCCCCCCCGAGCGGGAGUGGCUGCCCCCGGCAGGGGGGGGGCCCCGCCUCAAAGCCGACCCCGCUGCCAGCCCCCCGUUUCAGGACCCCAGGAGCUGACCCUGUGGGGCGUAACGAGCGAGGGGGGGGGCGGGGGGGGGGACAAUGCGCGGGGACAAUCCCGUCAGCGAGACACAGCAUGGGACGAGGGGAGUGGGGAGGCCUCCACGAAAAGAAUAAUGUAAUAAACAUGUAUAUAGAUAUAUAUAUACGUUUAAAUAUUAUAAAUAUAUAUUAAUAUACUUCCACAUCAUAUUUAAGAGAAGAAGAAAAAAAAACAUCCAAAUCUUGUCGAUAGGUGGUUUCUGGUUUGUAGGCUUUUCUUGCAUGAAGCUCCAUGAAUGUGUGUGCAAGUGAACCUCGUGUGGAAGGGCCCGUGCGUAGCUACCGAUGAAAGGGCAUUCAUUUCCCCUGCCGACUUCCUGCUUCUGGCCGCCCGGUCAUCUGAGAAUACACACAUUUUUAACGUAAACCCGCUUCCCACAGUACUUUUGAAAUGGACUGGGUUAAAAAAGAAAGAAAAAAAAGAACAGUAUUUCACUGAGAUUACUCCCUCCUCAACUCCCCCCUCCGAUCAAGACGGUUUUUAUUGACGCUUAUAAUCCAAUCAAGGUUUAUUUAUUUAUUUCCCCCUCCCCCUGUUUCAGGUACGACGUUUUGUUUUGCGUCUUGGGAAAUGUAGUCCAUUCACAGCAGCACCGCGGGAGAUGAUGAGUAACACUGUAGGCUUCGCGGUUUUUGGACACGCUCACCGGUUUGGAGAGAGAAAACGGGAACAGGGGCUUAACCACAGGAGCCGGCCUGCUGAAACGCCUCCAUUUCCCAGGGUUCAUUGCACCUCACACCACCGGCCUGCCUCCUUUACAGGAACCACCAACGUCACCCCACCGUCGUCUGGAUCUUCGGACAGGACUGCAAAUACCGUUUUUUUUUGUUGUUUUUUUUGUUAGGGGUGCAAAACUGCUCCGAGUUACAGAAGGAACUAUUACGGGCCUCUUUGUUUUUUUUGUUUUUUUGUUUUGUCCGCCGAUGCUCAGCGACCGGUGCUGCUCAGUCGUUGGCAGUUCCAUGGUUCCGGAAUCCUGCGGAGCAGGACAAACUACUGAGCGCCAAGGUUCCUGAAACACAACAUCUCAACUGCUCUCGAAAUAUGUUUGAUAAGGUCAGCAGGUCCCUCGAAGGCCAAAAGUCCCUCCGGUGAAACUUGUUUUGAGUACCAAUGAAGGUCUUUUGAUUUAGUCAGUUUAACCAGUAUAAAGAUGUAUUUUUUAAGGUCACUGCUUCUUAUUGGGGGGGAAAAAUGCCUAAAUUGGAAACUAUGACACAAGGCACAUUAAAUUACAUUGUUUGUCACUUUAUUGCCUCCAAUCUGGGCAUGACAUUGCAAGUUGAUUAUCUUGUAUUUAUCUUGAUAAAGUUAUUUUUCAGAUAUCAAGUUUAAAACUUUCAACAUAUCAUUAUAUUUGGAAACGAUAAAUGGGAAAAAAAAAGUUCUUUACUGGGACAAAAUUGACUAAAUUAAAUGAUAACAGAGGGACUAGAUGGGUGUCUUCGAGGAAGCCACCGGCAGUCUUUCUGUCGAUAAACCGCAACAUUUAGGGACACUCUCGAUCAAACCGUCAAAGCCAUUCCACAUUUACAGCAGGAGAGAUUUGAAGUUGCCUCACAUUUUUAUUUUUAUUAUUCUUAUUAUUAUUAUUAUUAUUUUUUAAAAUUAAAACAAAGUGGCCAAUGCCUUCAUCUUCCCGGGAUACCUGGGUAGCCUAGCUUCCAGCCUCUUCCUUGUCACUGGAGUUAGGGCGGCGGUUUUGUACCGGACCCCCUCGCCUCCGUACGCUUGCUCGGUGAAGACGAAGGGUAGUAACUUCUCCUCAUCCCAUGUUGUGCCGUCGCCAUACCGACACAUCCUCAGAGCUCUGUUCUGUCCCACGAUUCCUUUUUCCCCGUCUCCGCGGCAGACCCCCCGGGACCCAUUCUACCUCUCGAUCGGUCGGCACGGGCGCCAUUUUGGAAUUUUCCCCCCACUGCUGUUGGCGGAGAGAAACGGGUCGUGGCUGGACCGGCCAAUCGGUGGCGUGCAGACCCGUCCAGUGUCACUUUAAUCAGCUGUAUGUGACUCCUGGACUGAGACAUGAGUACUGUCAGCAGAGCCGCCAUUUUAAAUCAGCUACACUGGAUUAGGCCCGGGCGAGAUGGCGCGAGAAAGCAGAGAAAGCGUUACUCGCGUGCGCUGCUCUCUUUCUCCACACACUCCAUCGCUUCAUCACAAUCUGCGUUUCUUUGUUGGUGGUCGAUCAACAAAGUAGAACUCACCCCCCCCCCCCCCGCCCCUUCCAAACUGUUCUGUUUUGCUUCUCCCGGUUCAGUUCUGUGGGGCGAGAGGGUCGUCACAUUACCUCCUCCUGGUAGAGGAAAAAGGUGAAAGAUUUGGCGUGCGUGGUCGAGCGGGUUCCCUGCUUUUGGUGAAGGGGGGGCGGGCGGGCGGCUGUGGGGGGGCCCGCGUUCCAUACCCGCUUUUCCUGUGUGUUGCUCUGUGUGUCAGGAGAACCCGGCGCUCUGUCUCCAGCUGUGCUUCUCUGACCGCGGGAUCGGGGGCCUGCAGGUCUGGUCUCAGCCCCGGGGCGCUGUGGUCAAAGAGCCCUUUUUACCGAGCUGUUCCUGCCGCCCGUCUCUCACCAGGACCGAGUGCCGGUGCAUUGAAAACUAUCACCUCGUUUGGGCCGGGCCUAGGUCGCGUAGGGAGAGCAGGAAGGGGGGGGUUCACGGUGAGUCCAUUAUCGGAUCUUUACAACACUUGCAGCUAUUUGGUUGGAUUGGACAGGUUUGAACCGCAAUGCUGUGGGUCAAACCUUGUGGAACGGCCUGGGAGAUGGGGGACAUUAUGUCUUAUUAUGUUUGUCUGUUUCAUCUUCUCGCAAACGUUUACACGGAAUCUUAAAAUGUCCGACUGCUGACACUUCGGAACGGAAUUCUCCCGUCUGUGAUGUCACAAGUGCCGCCAGAUAUCCACAGCCCAUCCCUCACUUCCUCCUCAGUGCGCACUCUCUGUGUGUCCCUGUUCACGGUGUGUCAUUCCAACUGUAAGUUAUCCACGUCAACCGAAUUUAUUUAUUUUGGGGGGUUUGUUUUUUUAAUUUAUUUGAAUGAAUUAGUACAUAAUAUGCAAGUCUGUUUUGUAUACAACCUAAUGCUAUUCUGCCA
Anguilla rostrata (American eel) is the source of this 7445-nucleotide messenger RNA. It is a transcript of the gene ssh1a, whose product is annotated as slingshot protein phosphatase 1a. Gene Ontology annotation, biological process: negative regulation of actin filament polymerization; actin cytoskeleton organization; protein dephosphorylation. NCBI's taxonomy places the organism in Eukaryota, Metazoa, Chordata, Actinopteri, Anguilliformes, Anguillidae. Gene Ontology annotation, molecular function: protein tyrosine/serine/threonine phosphatase activity; actin binding. Gene Ontology annotation, cellular component: cytoplasm. The transcript is spliced from 15 exons. Bases 915 to 4304 code for a protein of 1129 amino acids. The record is from RefSeq and is a predicted model, not a curated record.